GUUUCUGUGUAUUAUAAAGGAUGCUUAAAGAAAACGAUGAAAGAAUUUGAUUCAUGUUUGAAAGGCAAACCAUUCACAUUCAGAGUUGGCCAAGGCGAGGUCAUAAAGGUCUGGGAUAAUGGCGUUGAAGGUAUAGCUAAACACUCGUGUGAAUUUUUAUCUGAUAUAGCUGGGUUUCACUCACGUGAUAUGUUUAGCGCUUGGUCGUCAACUCAAAAUGGAAACACAUUUAUCGGAUCGAGUUAAAUUUACAUUAUAAGUAUUGAUCUUGUGUUUGGUAACAAAUAUAUAUGAAGUUCCGCUGAGUUUAAACACUCGUAAUAGAGCUUCGUGAACAUAAUACUAUUUCUAGUCUUUUGAACACAGAAGUAAAUACGCGCGGAUGUUAUACAGUCUCUGAGACUGAGUGUCCUCUAGUUACUGUUUUAAUACCUUCGCGUAUCUCGGGUACGUAAGUAUGCGAAUUAUCGCAACCGGUUACUGAACCUCCAGCAAGAACUGUUAAAACUGAUACAACAAUACAGUUUAUAAAAACGUGUUAGUAUUUAAUGAUUUUUGAUUCAAUUAUAGGAAUGCAAAUUGGUGGUAAGCGCAGAUUGAUAGUUCCGCCUACACUUGGGUAUGUUUUAACUUUGAAAUUGAAAUUUAUUGCGAAGCCUAAUGAAUAAGAAUGAGUAUUCAAAUCUUAAUUUCGAUAAAAGUGGUGGCGGUUAGGAAUUCUCAGACAAGGGGGCUUAGGCCCCCGACUGGGGUUUAGGGCCAUGCUCUUUCGUGAAGUUUUGAACUUUGAGUCGUUGAAACGAUAUUUCCAUUCUUUUCCUACAUUUUGAGGAUACCUUGAGGCAGAAUACAACUGUCUUUAAAAGUGUGUUUAACAACACUACAAAACACGCUGGUCACAAAACAUGGUUUCUUCCCCGACAAAAUUCUAUUUUUUCCCUCGAGGGGAGACUCUUCUGCCACUCCUGACAAAAACCCCCUAUACUUUUGGAGUUACUUCUGUGAAUUGUCAAAAAAAUUUUGAAAACAUUUUGGUUCUAUGGAAAACUUGCAUGUUAAUAUUAAUCUAACACAGCUUAUGCAAAAUUUGGUUGCGUAAUGUUUUAAAGCUUGGAAAAUAUAGCCUUGCAAAAUUUCCAAAUUUUGUAUAAGUUUGUAUUAGCUAUACGUGCGGAAAUUGUUACCAUUUUUGAGCCGAAUAAAUAUGCAAACUUCGCAAGGCUAUAUAUAGGCUAUAUUCUCCGUAUUUUACAACAUUAAUUUUGUAACCAAAUUUUGCAAUUUUACUAAUUUUAAUAAGUUCUGUACUGGAAUUUACUUUUUUUUCCUGGAUCAAAAAUUAAUCUAACAUGCAAGUUGUGUAUUGUCUUGUAGGUAUGGUUCGAAACCAAUGGGCUCAAGUAUUCCUCCGAAUAGUACAUUGAUCUUUGUGAUUGAAUUAUUGAAGGUGCAUUAA
Molecule: messenger RNA, 1456 nt
Organism: Paramuricea clavata
Lineage: Eukaryota; Metazoa; Cnidaria; Anthozoa; Malacalcyonacea; Plexauridae
Source: the annotation of a GenBank genome assembly